AGAAAUAAAACCCAUGUGCCUUGGGUCUCCGAAGCCGGCCGUCUGCUUCCAGGCGUGAGUCUGACGCUAUAACACGCUGGAUGUAUUGACCACUUAUCGCCAGACCUGGAGUGGAGUCUGCUUUCCAACAUGGUGCCUUACCCUCGCCAGACCCUGCUCGUCGUCCCGGCGCUGCUCCUCUGCUGCUCCAUCACCCUGACGCAGGCGGACAGUGAGCCGAUCUUUAUCCGCAAGCCGGAUGACCAGAUUGGAAUAUCGGGUGGCGUCGCGUCUUUCGUGUGCCAGGCCUCGGGGGACCCGAAGCCGCGCAUCACCUGGAUGAAGAAAGGGAAGAAAGUCAGCUCGCAGCGCUUCGAGGUCAUCGAGUUUGAUGACGGCUCAGGGUCCGUGCUUCGAAUACAACCUCUGCGGGCUCACAGGGACGAGGCCAUCUACGAGUGCACGGCCACCAACAGCGCGGGCGAAAUCAACAGCAACGCCAAACUGACCGUGCUGGAAGAGGAGCAGCUGCCGCACGGCUUUCCCGCCAUCGACAUGGGACCCCAGCUGAAGGUGGUGGAGAGGACCCGUACGGCCACCAUGCUGUGUGCAGCCAGCGGGAACCCCGACCCCGAGAUCUCCUGGUACAAAGACUUCCUUCCUGUGGACACGGCCACCAGCAAUGGCAGGAUCAAGCAGCUCCGCUCAGGCGCACUCCAGAUUGAGAACAGCGAGGAGUCCGACCAGGGGAAGUACGAAUGUGUGGCCACCAACAGCGCCGGGACGCGCUACUCUGCCCCGGCAAACCUCUACGUGCGUGUCCGCCGUGUGGCCCCACGUUUCUCCAUCCCCCCCAGUAACCACGAAGUGAUGCCCGGGGGAAGUGUAAACCUCACCUGUGUUGCAGUCGGUGCCCCCAUGCCUUAUGUAAAGUGGAUGGCCGGCGCGGAAGAACUUACCAAAGAGGACGAGAUGCCAGUAGGCCGCAAUGUCCUGGAACUGACCAAUAUUCGCGAAUCUGCCAAUUACACCUGUGUGGCGAUCUCUUCCCUUGGCAUGAUUGAAGCAGUGGCACAAAUUACAGUAAAAGCUUUGCCAAAGCCACCGGUAGCCGUGAUGGUGACAGAGACGACAGCCACCAGUGUCACCUUGACAUGGGAUUCUGGAAACCCUGAACCUUUGUCCUAUUACGUCAUACAGUAUAAGCCCAAGCUGUCAGAUGGCUCAUUCCAGGAGGUUGAUGGUGUGGCCACCACCCGUUACAGUAUUGGGGGCCUCAGCCCCUUCUCAGAAUAUGAAUUCCGCAUCAUCGCAGUCAACAACAUUGGCAGGGGGCCUCCGAGUGAAGUGGUGGAAGCACGGACAGGAGAACAGGCUCCAUCAGGUCCUCCUUUGAAAGUCCAAGCCCGAAUGCUCAGCUCCAGUACCAUGAUCGUCCAGUGGGAUCCCCCAGAGGAAGCCAAUGGUCAGAUCCGUGGGUUCCGGGUAUAUUACACAUCUGACCCACAUCUGCCCUUCAGCAUGUGGCAGAAGCACAAUGUAGUGGACAAUCUGCUGACCACAAUUGGGGGGCUGACCACAGGAAUCACUUACAGCAUCCGGGUUCUGGCCUUCACAUCUGUUGGGGAUGGGCCGCCUUCAGAUAUGGUCCAAGUCAAGACCCAACAGGGAGUUCCGGCCCAGCCAGUCAAUCUCCAGGCAGAAGCAGAAUCGGACACCCGGAUAAUGCUCACCUGGCAGUCCGCCUCGCAGGAACGCAUCAGCUCCUAUGAACUGCAGUAUUGGGAGGGGCAGGAUGGGCCGAAGCAAAAAGUAACGUUUGCGCCCGUGUCUUUCUACGCCGUGGAAGGGUUGAAGCCUGACACCCCGUACGGUUUCCAGCUCGCAGCUUCAUCAGCUAUGGGGCUCGGGGUUUACACUGCUGUGAUCCAGGCUCGGACGGCGCAAAGUACACCGUCCGCCCCACCUCAGGACGUGGAGUGUACCAGUCUUAGCUCCACCGCCAUCCGGGUAAGUUGGGUGGCUCCUCCGGUAUCUAGCCGCAAUGGAGUUCUGACCCGUUACUCGCUGGCCUACCAGGCAGUGGCCGGGGAGGACACGUCCCGCCACAUUGUGGACAGUAUCCCGCCAGACGUCUCCAGCUGGGAGAUCAAGGAUCUGGAGAAGUGGACAGAGUACAAGGUGUGGGUGAGAGCUCACACGGACGUAGGGGCCGGGCCUGAGAGCCCCCUUUUCAUUGUACGGACGGAUGAGGAUGUGCCCAGCGCUCCCCCCAGGAAGGUCGAGGUGGACUCGGUCAAUUCCACAUCCAUCCGUGUUACUUGGAAGUCACCUCUACCCACCAAGCAGAAUGGGCAGAUCCGGGGCUACCAAGUGACCUACGUGCGCCUGGAGGGCGGAGAACCUCGGGGCAACCCUAUCAUUAAGGAUGUCAUGCUGGCCGAGGCCCAGUGGAGACCCGAGGAAUCUGCAGAAUACGAGGCCUUUAUUACUGGGCUGUCCCCAGAGACCACCUAUUCAAUCACCGUGGCGGCUUAUACCACGAAGGGAGACGGCGCCAGGAGUAAGCCCAAAGUUGUGACCACUACGGGGGCCGUGCCAGGCAAGCCCAGCAUGGUGAUCGGCACCACGUCCCAGAACACGGCGCUCGUCCAGUGGCAUCCACCCAGAGAGUCGGCGGGAGAGAUCCAGGGCUUCCGCCUGCAGUAUAAACGGGUGGACGAGGAGAAGUUCAUCACCAUGGACUUUGGGAAGAAUGAUCACCACUACACGGUGACCAAACUACACCGGGGCGCCACCUACGUCUUCAAGCUGUGCGCCAAGAACCGGGCCGGCUUCGGAGAGGAGUACGAGAAGGAGAUCUCCACGCCGGAGGACGUUCCCAGUGGGUUCCCGCAGAACCUGCAGGUCGUUGGGCUCACCACGUCCACCACCGAGGUGUCCUGGGACCCGCCAGUCUUGUCAGAACGGAACGGAAAGAUCGCGAACUACACAGUGGUGUACCGCGACAUCAACAGCCCUCAGGAUAUGUUCAACAUCACCCGUGGCACACAUAUCACUCUAGUCAACCUCAAGCCAGACACCACCUAUGAUAUUAAAGUCAGGGCAAGGAACAGCAAGGGAGCCGGGCCCCUCAGCCCCAGCAUACAGUCCCGCACGAUGCCUGUGGACCAAGUGUUCGCAAAGAAUUUCAGGGUGAACGCGGUGAUGAAAACAUCGGUGUUGCUCAGCUGGGAAGUUCCAGACUCGUACAAAUCCGCCGUGCCUUUCAAGAUUCUAUACAACAACCAGCAUGUAGAGGUGGACGGUCACUCAAUGCGCAAGCUCAUCAAUAACCUCCAGCCAGACACAGACUAUUCCUUUGUCCUCAUGAACCGCGGGAGCAGCGCCGGUGGUCUCCAACACAGAGUGUCCAUCCGCACGGCUCCUGACGUCCUGCAGACCAAGCCUUCAUCUGCUACCAAAUACAUGGAGGAAGGCCGGUUUACCCUUGAGCUGCCGCGAGUAAAGACCAGCGCCCCCGUCAGAUGGUAUUACAUUGUGGUCGUUCCCUUGGACAGUUCCAGUGUAAGCCCUCGCUGGCAAAGCCCAGAAGAAAUGGAACUGGAGCAGAUUCUGGACGCCAUUAAUCAGGGCUCCCGCCGGCAGAGACGUCAAACGGCAAAGAAUAAGCCGUACAUUGCUGCUUGCCUCAACCCUCUCCCAGAAGUCUUCACUCUCGGUGACAACAAGGAAUAUAACGGGUUCAUCAACAAGCCGCUGAACGCCGACUUGAGCUACACCUGCUUUGUGAUGGCAGCUCUAGAAGACGGGGACACGAAGCCUUGUCUAUCCUAUAGAAGCCUAUCCUAUAUGGAUAGAUAUUAUGCCCCAUCCCUCCCGAACACUCAGACUAAGGAAGUUUCCUCAUCUAGACAACAGGAGGAGCCGGAGAUGUUGUGGGUGAUGGGCCCGGUCUUGGCAGUCAUCCUCAUUAUCAUCAUCGUCAUUGCCAUCCUUCUCUUCAAGAGGAAAAGGACCAACUCUCCCUCUAGCAAAGAGGACCAAAUGCCUGGACUGAAAGACUCUCUGCUGGCCAAUUCCUCUGACCCGGUGGAAAUGAGGCGCCUUAACUACCAGACUCCAGGUAUGAGGGACCAUCCUCCCAUCCCGAUCACCGACCUGGCUGACAACAUCGAGCGCCUGAAGGCCAACGAUGGACUUAAAUUCUCCCAGGAAUAUGAGUCCAUCGACCCCGGUCAGCAGUUCACCUGGGAAAAUUCCAACCUGGAGGUGAACAAGCCAAAGAACCGCUACGCAAAUGUUAUAGCGUACGACCACUCGCGUGUCAUCCUUACCUCAGUGGACGGAGUCCCCGGCAGCGACUACAUCAACUCCAACUACAUAGACGGGUACCGGAAGCAGAACGCUUACAUCGCCACGCAAGGUCCGCUGCCCGAAACCUUCACCGAUUUCUGGCGCUUGGUGUGGGAGCAGAGGGCCUCCACUAUUGUGAUGAUGACCCGGCUGGAGGAGAAAUCAAGGGUGAAAUGUGACCAGUACUGGCCCAGCCGAGGCUCCGAGACGUACGGAAUGAUACAAGUCACCCUGCUAGACACGGUGGAGCUGGCCUCGUACACAGUGAGGACGUUCGCCCUCUACAAGAACGGCUCCAGUGAAAAACGAGAGAUCAGACAGUUCCAAUUCAUGGCCUGGCCAGACCACGGGGUUCCCGAGUACCCCACCCCCAUCCUGGCCUUCCUACGCAGGGUGAAGGCCUGUAACCUGCCAGAUGCUGGGCCUAUGGUGGUACACUGCAGUGCCGGUGUGGGGAGGACCGGGUGCUUCAUCGUGAUUGACGCCAUGCUGGAGCGAGUGAAGCUGGAGAAGACGGUGGACAUCUAUGGUCAGGUGACCUGCAUGCGCUCUCAGCGGAACUACAUGGUGCAGACCGAGGACCAAUACGUCUUCAUCCACGAAGCCCUGCUGGAGGCGGUCCUGUGCGGAAACACAGAAGUGCCGGCGCGCAGCCUGUACGCUCAUAUCCAGAAACUGUCUCAGGUCCCCGUGGGAGAGAGCGUCACCGCCAUGGAGCUAGAGUUCAAGCUAUUGGCCAACUCCAAAGCCCACACCUCACGCUUCAUCAGUGCCAACCUACCGUGCAACAAGUUCAAGAACCGGCUGGUGAACAUCAUGCCGUACGAAUCGAGCCGCGUGUGUCUUCAGCCGAUCCGAGGCGUCGAGGGCUCCGACUACAUCAACGCCAGCUCCAUCGAUGGCUAUAGGCAGCAGAAAGGCUACAUCGCCACUCAGGGACCCCUGGCGGAGACCACUGAGGACUUCUGGCGCAUGCUAUGGGAGCACAAUUCCACCAUUGUGGUGAUGUUGACCAAGCUGCGGGAAAUGGGCCGGGAAAAGUGCCAUCAGUACUGGCCGGCCGAGCGCUCAGCCAGGUAUCAGUAUUUCGUGGUGGACCCGAUGGCGGAAUAUAACAUGCCUCAGUACAUCCUGCGCGAAUUCAAAGUGACGGACGCACGGGACGGACAGUCUCGGACAAUCAGACAGUUCCAGUUCACAGAUUGGCCUGAGCAGGGAGUGCCAAAAACGGGAGAGGGCUUCAUCGACUUCAUCGGACAAGUGCACAAAACGAAAGAACAGUUCGGACAAGACGGACCCAUCACUGUUCACUGCAGCGCUGGCGUGGGCCGGACCGGAGUCUUCAUCACACUCAGCAUCGUGUUGGAGCGGAUGAGGUACGAGGGAGUGGUGGACAUGUUUCAGACCGUGAAGACGCUAAGAACACAGAGGCCAGCCAUGGUACAGACAGAGGACCAGUAUCAGCUGUGCUACAGGGCUGCACUGGAGUACCUGGGCAGCUUCGACCACUAUGCAACAUAACUACCGCUGAGCCCCACCGGCCAGACUGGGAGUGCAGCGUCCAGGAACCCCGGCACCCGCCAACCGGUGCCAGGCCCCUCCUCCUAUUCCAGGCGCCGUCCCCACAUCAUCUACUUACAAGAAAACAAAUAA
Nanorana parkeri is the source of this 5988-nucleotide messenger RNA. It is a transcript of the gene PTPRF, whose product is annotated as protein tyrosine phosphatase, receptor type F. NCBI's taxonomy places the organism in Eukaryota, Metazoa, Chordata, Amphibia, Anura, Dicroglossidae. The record is from RefSeq and is a predicted model, not a curated record. Gene Ontology annotation, biological process: protein dephosphorylation. The coding region runs from base 130 to 5856 and encodes 1908 amino acids. Gene Ontology annotation, molecular function: protein tyrosine phosphatase activity; protein binding. The transcript is spliced from 34 exons.